UAUAGUCAAUCGUUCGGAGCAGAUCGUUGCUUUGUGACUUUUAGAUCACAUAAAUAAAAAUUUUUAAAAAUUUAUUAAUAAUUUUUGCAGUCAUAACGAUAUAAACAAUAUAAAAAACGAAUGCAAAACCGAGAACAAUGUCCAUCAAUCAAAACGAAGUAACUCACAAAGAGUUCAUUGAUCUACGAAUCCCAAUGCCCUGGGGUUAUGUUGUUGGACGUUGGUAUGGCAAUCGUAAAGUAAGACCCAUAUUGGCCCUGCAUGGUUGGCUGGAUAACAUGGGAACGUGGAAUACAUUGAUCCCACUGCUACCGGAACACAUUGGCAUACUCUGUAUCGACUUGCCGGGCCAUGGUUUAUCACCAAAACUGCCGCGGGGUAUUGUCUAUCACGCCGUCGACUAUGUGUGUGUGAUUUUGCGAAUCAUGGAAGAAUACCAAUGGCAAAAGGUUUCAAUUCUGGCGCAUUCAAUGAGUUCGAUGAUCUCCUUCAUUUUCGCCUCACUUUACCCCGAUCGUUUAGACAUGUUGAUUAGCAUCGAUAUUGUUAAAACAAGAUAUAGGCCACCCAGUGCUCAAAUUGAACACAUACGGAAUAAUAUUGAAAAAUAUCUCAUUGAAGAUGAUCGUUUACAGUUGGCCAAUCAAAUGGAACCACCCUCGUAUAACCGCGAACAGCUAAUGCAAUUGAUGUUCGAGGGCACAAAUCGUUCAGUGACCAUAGAGAAUUGUUCGUAUAUCUUGGAACGUAAUAUCACCAAAUCCACCAAAUAUCCGGAUAAGUAUUAUUUUUCACGUGACGGUCGUGUUAAGUAUUAUUUUGAAUUCACCACUUCACCACCGUUUGCCGCUGAACUGGCACGUCGGAUACACGACGUACCCUAUUGUGUGAUCAAAGGGUCUCAAUCGAAUUUUAUUGAUGAGCAAAGCGAUGAAGUCAUUGAGAUUUUAAAAAGCAAAAAUCCGCAUUUUGAGCUACACGAAAUCGAAGGUACCCAUCAUGUACACCUGAAUAAUCCUCAGGCUGUGGCUGCCGUAUUGUGUACCUUUAUUAACCGCCACAGACCUCCAAUGAUAGAAACUUGGUCACUACGUGAGGAUAUGGAGGAGGACGAAGAACGCGAAGAGAAACAGGAUGAGGUGAAGAGUGAAAAGAAUAUCAAGUCGAAAAAGAGAAAAAGUAAAUUAUGACUGUUGCCUGUAUCUGUAAUGGAUGGUAGCAGUCGUGAUCUGGAUAUUACAUGGAAGAGUGCUUGUAUGUGUUUGGGAAAUUACAAAUGAUGCAACGCUAUAGAUAUUCAGCCAUAUGUAACCUCUUUAUAUGCAUACUAAAUAUUAUUAAUAAUCUUCACAACUUUAGAUUCGUAAAAAGUAUUAUAUUUAUUAUAUGAACAGAUGAUGAAAAAGAAA
Messenger RNA from Musca domestica (house fly), 1409 nucleotides. Its product is annotated as probable serine hydrolase. The coding region runs from base 138 to 1190 and encodes 350 amino acids. The record is from RefSeq and is a predicted model, not a curated record. Lineage: Eukaryota; Metazoa; Arthropoda; Insecta; Diptera; Muscidae. The transcript is spliced from 2 exons.